Messenger RNA from Setaria italica (foxtail millet), 1152 nucleotides. RefSeq lists its product as uncharacterized. The record is from RefSeq and is a predicted model, not a curated record. The transcript has 2 exons. NCBI's taxonomy places the organism in Eukaryota, Viridiplantae, Streptophyta, Magnoliopsida, Poales, Poaceae. The coding region runs from base 57 to 1034 and encodes 325 amino acids.
GCUGCGAGAUCACCAGCUAGCUAGCUCCAUCGAUCAUCAUUGAUCUAACAGCACACAUGGCGUCGACGACGGUGAUGCGGCUGGUGCUGGUCAUGGUGUGCUUGGCGGCGUUUGCCGUCGUGCAGUCGGCUUCACAGGCGCCGCGCUUGGCGGUGGCCACCCCGUCGAAGAAUAAGAACACGCAGCACAAGUGCACCAACACCAGGACUAACAAGACCACCUGCACGGCCAGCUGCAACAACCGAUGCCCUCACAAGUGCCUCAUCCAUUGCCCAAGCUGCAAGACAUUCUGCCUGUGCGACUUCUACCCCGGCGUCUCCUGCGGCGACCCUCGCUUCACCGGCGCCGACGGCAACAACUUCUACUUCCACGGCAAGAAGGACCAGGACUUCUGCAUCCUCUCCGACGCCAACCUACACAUCAACGCCCACUUCAUCGGCAAGCGCAACCCCGCCAUGAGCCGCGACUUCACCUGGAUCCAGGCCCUCGGCAUCCGCUUCGCCCACCACCGCCUCUACGUCGGCGCCGCCAGGACCGCCAAGUGGGACGCCGCCGCCGACCACCUCACCAUCGCCUUCGACGACGAGGACGUCGAGCUGCCCCGCUCCGUCGGCGCCAGGUGGGCACCCCCCACCGCGCCGGCGCUCUCCGUCACCAGGACCGCGCAGGUCAACACCGUCGUCGUCGAGCUCAGGGGCGUCUUCCGCAUCAUGGCCAACGUCGUGCCCAUCACCGCUGAGGACUCGCGGAUCCACAACUACGGCGUCACCGACGACGACAGCCUCGCGCACCUCGACCUGGGCUUCAAGUUCCACGACCUCACCGACGACGUCCACGGCGUCCUCGGCCAGACCUACCGCCCUGACUACGUCAACAAGCUCGACGUCAAGUCCAACAUGCCGGUCAUGGGCGGCGCGCCGGACUACCUCUCCUCCGAUCUCUUCUCCACGGACUGCGCCGUCGCACGGUUCGGCCGCCGCCCCGCAACCAUCGGAGGAGGACCGGCCAUUGAGAUGGUCACCGGCACGGAAUAAUGAUUAAGCUACCCUAGCACGCAGUAAUAAUAAUUUAUCCAUGACGUACGGUUUAUCUGGGACAAAUUGAAGAACAAGAAAUAAGAUUGAAUUAUCGUGGCAGCUCAUUCAAAUUCAA